AUGGCCGCAGUGGCUGAAGCGUUGCAUUCGGAAGUCGAGUGCGAUAGCAACCAUCAAGAGAUCUCCCAGGCCGUAUUUUGCGUGACCGGCCCCAUGCAGCAGGACCAACUUCCCGAAGAUGCCAAGGUGCGGGUGGUGAAUGUAUCAGGUUGCGACAAAGAAAGACAAGACCAACUGGUGUCUGUCUUCCUCUCAGAAGCAUGUGGAGUUCCAGUACACUUGGAGUCAAAUGAGGAUGACAUGGAUGACAUGGAUGACAACGGCAGUGCCCGGACAAUGGUGUUGAAGGGCCAAGAUGGGGAUCAUCUAGUCUUGCUACUUAGCAGUGAGAUGUGUGAGAUUCAGCUGGCGCCUGGCAUUCUUGCUCAUAUGGUGCAUAUUUUGGGCGACCCAGAGGAUGCCAAUUUGGAUGCGCUCUUCUGUGCCAUGCCAGAGCAAACGGAUGACAUCUCACUGUCAUUGCUGUUUCCUGAAGACCUUCCUGAAUCCAUUUGGUCCGGGCUUGCAGCUGCAAGCAAGGCUGCCGGCUUUCGAAGCGUCAGUGCUGUCCCCUUAUGCCAUGCCUCCAGCCUGAGCCACGAGCUGGCGCAGCACAUUAUGUUAGCGCCAGCCAUCCCAUUCCAGAAGCUGGUGGAAAGCUACAACAACGCCUUGCAAUCCGAGACUCGUGAUGGGAUUCAGAAAAGGAUGGUGGCCAACCAACAGGCAGUCGAAGCAGCUGCUGAGUCAGCAGAGUUGUAUGCUCAACGCCUUGAGUCCUACACGGAUCAUCUUCCAUUGCCCAAGGACAAACUUGUAGAAGUUUCGAAUGAUGCUGUUCGAGAGUGUUGGGACAAGCUCAACGCACGCCUGGAGUACCUUGACCUCACCUCUGAUGAAAGUGCAGCACAUAAAGCAGAGUGCAUGCGCCGCAUCUCGAGGGAUCAGACGAAUCUCUGCAAGAUGAACAUGCUGAAAAGUGUGUCUCAAUGCUGGCAGGUCGCCAGGGAACGCUGGAACAGUGUGAUGGAUAGCUUGCCACCGGAACACAUGGCUUCAAACCUGGGCAGUUGGUGCCAAACUUCUGGUGCUGGAUGGAUUCAUGAGGGAAAAGGCCGCAGUGGUCGAGCGGUGCAUCUCUCCGAGCAAGAGGACAUGGCGAAGGAGGAGCUACGCUUUGCCCUCCUGGCUGCGCUUGAAGCCUCAUACGAGCGACGUGCUGCUGAAGUCUUUGAGGAGACCUUGGCAGCAACGGACAGAGCUGCACAAGAUGCUGCAGAUCAACAGCAGGCAGCUGCCCAGCAAGCUGCGCAGAGGGCAGUGGAUGUGACGAACCAGGCCUUCGACAAUUUGCGGAAUGUGUCGGAGCGGCUGGGCAACGAGUUGUCAGAUGAAGCGGACAAAUUGAACUCAGCAAGUGAAAACCUGACCAAGUUGGAACAGGACAUCAAGGAGCUCAACAAGCCCAAGUGGUAUGAAACUCUGGGCCAGUGGCUGCUUGUGGGUGCUUCCGCCAUUGCCGGCAUCGCGCUCUGUGUGGUGGGAGGGCCAGUUGGUGCUCUAGUUGGGGUAUGCUGCUCCUAUCUGCUGGCCUCAGCACUGGCAUGGAAAUGGCCUUCAGCGGGGGUUCCGCAGAAGGCCUUUGAGCAGCGGAGCCUUCAACCUCCCAGGCUCACCAUGGGCAGCGGCGGCUCGGUUCACUUCCAGCUGACACCCGAGGAGGCCGCAGAUGUCGAUGCCUUUGUGGCCGGCGGCCUCGCCCAGGUCCCGAGUCUGAGGAGAAGAGUGGAGGAGCUGCAGGCCGGAGCUCGAGAGGCAGAGAGACUCCGAGCACAAGAGCAAUUCCCAGAAGAGGCCGGAGCGCACAACGCGGAGAAACUCCAAGAAGAGGUGGCGCAACUGAACGAAGAGGUCCGCUCGUUGCGUCAAGCAGAAGCUGCUGCAGCGCGGCGCAUUGAAGAACUAGAAAGUCGAUUGCGAGAGGACCCCAAAGAGCGGGUGAGUCACAGUCUACCUGCUCCUCCGGGAACUUCAGAUGCAGGCACCACACCUCACGACCUUGCAAAGGACGGCGAUGACAAGAAGGUUUUCGUGGCUCUGCUGAGCGGCAAAGACUGUGAAUGCCUGUGGUUGCAAGACCGGACCAUCCGACAGCUGAAGGAAGAAGCUCAGCAAAAGCUGGAUAUUGCUAUAAAGCACUUGAUUGGUCCCAACAUGGAGCCGUUGGACGAAGAGAAGAUGCUCGCAGAAGGAAACGUCAUGCCUGGCAUCACGCUGACGGUCGUUGCAGUAGACCAGGCAGCUGAGGCAAAGCAGGCAGCAGAGGAUGAGAAAGAAGCGGCAGAAUGCCGCACCGACAUCCUCCUGGCGGCCCUCAAUGGCCGCCUCGGCGCGGUGCGCCACAUCCUGCGGACGCCCGGCGCGGUGGCCUCGAAGCCCGAGGAGAUCUGCCGGGUGCUGGCGGCGAAGGCCGAGGUCGACGCCAGCGUCAGCGGCAGCACCCCGCUGCAUUUCGCGGCGAUCAAAGGCCAAGUAGAGGUGGUGAAGCUGCUCGUCGAGGCGAAAGCUUCGGUGAUUGUGAAAAGCAAGUAUGGCCAGACUCCAUUGGACGAUGCACGAAAACAGGGCCACGAUGAAGUUGUGACGAUUCUGGAGAAUGCAGCAUGA
Molecule: messenger RNA, 2646 nt
Organism: Cladocopium goreaui
Lineage: Eukaryota; Dinophyceae; Suessiales; Symbiodiniaceae
Source: the annotation of a GenBank genome assembly